AUGCUCGAGAGCAUGCUCGUCCAUCCUCCACCCCUCAUCGCCGCCGCUUGUCUCUUUCUUUCGUGCAAGGUCCAAGAAACUCACAAGCGACUCAAGGAUAUUAUCUACUGGACCGUCAAAGUCCGAACACGGCGCACUGAGGACUUCCCAGACGGCAUGGAGCUGCACGAAAAUUCACCAGGCUAUUAUGAAGAAAAGAACAACAUCUUGGACAAGGAACGCGAAGUGCUGCGCGUUUUGAAUUUUGACCUCAACGUCGACCAUCCGUAUAGACAUCUGUGGACCCUCACCAAGUCGUAUCUGGGAAACGGGCCUAUGCAGAAGGCGGUCACACAAGCUGCGUGGAAUUUCCUUAAUGACUCCUUCCGCACUUAUUUACAUGUGAGUUACGACCCGAAAGAAAUCGCCUCCGCUGCAAUGUUCCUUUCUGCGAAGCUCCACCGACAACCUCUCCCGGAUGGCACCACAAAGGAUCCUGUUCAUGGAAAAAGAAUGCUCGCAUGGCACGAAUUCUUUCACGUGGAUCUUUAUAACAUCGAAGAAAUAUGCCGUGCUCUGCUUGAUAUGUACGAUCUCGAGGAUCGCAGAGUUGCCGCACUGAAAAACGGCCCCGGGGUGCUCGAGUCAUUGCCCGAUUCACAUCCAGCCGCAAAGCGGCGAAAAGUAGAAAACCACGUUGCGUCAUAGGCGUCGCCGAUCGUUCCAAGAACGUCUGUACAAGUCAGCGUGGCUGGCUGCCAAGAAUGAACAUACACCGGAUUUCGCACGCCGAGAACGGCUUCGCCCAGGGAUCCAGCUCUCGUAGAGGUUACGAAUAACUUCUUUUUCUAUAUAACUGAACGGGCUACGCAGCGUGGCUCUGGUGUCAGGUCGCUGUGACCAGCAAGAAAGAUGUGAGGUUGCACAUACCAAUACUUUCAUGAUCGCGUGCGUGCGAAGCUUGGUCCAUAGAACAUAUCAUGCUCUGGCAAGUCGUUUGCUACAAACGAGUCGGUUGCCACCAAACGAGGAGCUGUGCUAAUUUCUUUCUGUGGCUCCAGUUAAGGAGGUUGAGCAGAAAGCGUGGAAGUACUCGAUCACUUGGAAGAUGGACGUGGGUGCGACCCAUGCAUGAUGUGUACUCUCUAUCGAUAUACGGCCACCGUACAAAUGAUUCGCUAAGAGUAUCCCGUGAUAAGACAAGGCCAACGUAGUUACAUUAGCCAUCCGCUUGCUGUUGGACUAUGGACUUGCAUCUCUGCAAGCAAGACAGACUCCACUAGCCUCGCACACAAGUCGGGAACUCUGCCAGCAACCAAGUUACUUGUGACUUGUUAUCUAUGAAAGGGCCGUUGCCCUGUUUCAUUCCAUAUUUCGUGUUUUACAUAAGUAAAAGCCGCUGUUCGCGUGCGGAA
Molecule: messenger RNA, 1394 nt
Organism: Chondrus crispus (carragheen)
Lineage: Eukaryota; Rhodophyta; Florideophyceae; Gigartinales; Gigartinaceae
Exons: 2
Coding region: 1-687 (228 amino acids)
Biological process (GO): regulation of transcription by RNA polymerase II
Cellular component (GO): nucleus
Molecular function (GO): cyclin-dependent protein serine/threonine kinase regulator activity
Source: RefSeq, a predicted model, not a curated record